Colletotrichum navitas is the source of this 681-nucleotide messenger RNA. RefSeq lists its product as uncharacterized. The coding region runs from base 180 to 647 and encodes 155 amino acids. The record is from RefSeq and is a predicted model, not a curated record. Lineage: Eukaryota; Fungi; Ascomycota; Sordariomycetes; Glomerellales; Glomerellaceae. The transcript has a single exon.
UGAUCAAAUCCGGAUCCUUUUUUAUUUACUUCUUCUAUCUUUUUGCCAUCUUUUUCCCCCCACGGAACCUCAUGACGCCUCUGCAUCUCACCAGCGCCCUUAACCCGGUCUAAGAUCCGCGUCGGUGUCUCUCUCUCCCUCUUCCUGUGCGCAGAAAGAUCCCACCCGGCAAAUGCGUCAUGGACAGUGGCUGGGGAACACAUUCAUUCUAUGGAGAUUGCAUGUCACCAAAGGUUUACCGCCCUUUUUCCCCCAGUGAUCUACCGGUCUACGUUGACAAGCCUGGUCCGUUCCUUGCCCGAUCAGCCCUGUCAGCCCCCAAUGGUUCACUCAUCAAAUCUACACACACUCUCUCACACACACACUCACUCACACACAGACGAUCCAUCUAUUCAUGUAGUGUCUGGGAGAUGUUGUCCCGGCAUACGGACGAUGAUCGUCGACCGGGUCGACGCACAACUGUUUUGCCCCCCGGUCCGGCACUUUUCAAUCACCUCGUCACCCCCAAUGUGAAGGGAAGCAGCGUGCAGAGAAGAAAAUCAUGGCAGGCAUCCACCACCAGAAGCGAAGGGGGCGUCACAACGGAAAAAGAAACCCACCCCGCCUUGCUCCUCCCCCGCGAAACUGGGGGAGUCAACAGAAGGUAGAAAAUAGCUUUGACACAGCGGCAGUCAGGGGAAA